UGAGUUUAACAGUAAAGUAAAGUUAGUAAGCCUUUUAAAAAGUACUUUAAACAAUGUUUGUUGCAGUGCAAUGUGCAGUCACUGUAUGAGUGGUUGUUACUUAACUUCUCUACCAAAUAAGUUUACUGCUUAACUCUAUUCUUCUUCUGGAUUAGUUUACUGUUUACUCAGUCAGGGAAUGGGCAUGAUGAUGGUGAAUGACACUGAAUGCCUGGUAAUAGGUAAUAAGAUGUUAAUAAUGUUAUUGUUGCCAGCUCAAAAAAAAAAAAAUAUGAAAAAAAUAUUCUUCGUCUUAAUCAUUUGAAUUAUAGGUUACUUAAAGUUUAUACUUAUUUCCCUGGUACCUGCCUAUAUCUGGUGGACUUUCCCCUAUGACCUAUGGCAUAGGCUAUGCUAUCCUGCACCUGGGGAGUUGCUUCAAUGGAAGAUCAGUACCGGCACCGGUAUCUAUUCAUUUGUAUGAGAACCUAAGACCCUCAAUUUGAAUAUUAUUUUAACCACAUAGAAUCUAAGGGGUUAAUAUUUAAAAUCUGAGAUAAAAUUAUACAUUUUUGCAAAUUAGGUUCCCAAUAUGGCAGCAGUGUUACUAAAAAUAACAGUUUGAUAACACAUUAAUUGUUUCUGAAUUUUUGGCAAUAAUGUUCAUUGUUGGCACAGGGAGAGGUGGUAUUAGAAGUGUUGGAAUUUAAUAAUUAUUUUACUUUUUUUGUGAAUUAAAAAAAAUUGAGUAAUCCUAAAAACACAAUAAAUUGUGUUAAUUAUUUAAAUAAUUAUUAAAUUAUCUUUGUUUUAUUGAAUGUAUGUACAGUGAAACCUCACCAUAAUGGGAUAAUAUGGAUAUAAAAUUGAGUAGCACUAAUGCAAUUUAAUCUGAAAGCACCAACAAAAAUUUGCCUUCUGUGUAAAGCAUUUAUACUACUAAAGGACCUUCAUAAUAGGGUUAGGAAUAUCCAUAGAAAACUUCAGGCCAAACAAUUGUUAAAAAUGUGUUUUGAAAUUAAAUUAUAUAGGCUAAAAUGAAGUUUAGUAGAAAAGUGUUUUAUUACUUACUAAAUGUUUAUAGUUAUUUAUUACUUAAUAAAUUAUCCAUUUUGUAAAUAUAUCCUAUCUUCUUUACAUAACUAUGCCAUCUACUUCUAUAAAAAAAUUAUUUUAAUAAUGAUAAUGAGCAGUUCUAAAUGGCCAUAAAGAAAUCCAAAGAAUUUUUACAAAAUAUUGUUCGCUCUCCUUCUUUUGUGUCUGUAAAGCUUGGAAAUAUUAAAAAUAAAAUAAUUAUAAAAAUGUUUGAAGUUAUAGUAUAGUUUUUUCUUUUUGUUCAACAUGUAUAGAUCUAAUGUUGUUAGCCAAACUUUUUUUUUUUUUAACAAAGAAUAUUUGUGCAAGUAAAACCAGGUAAAUUUAAAUUGCUCACGAAUUAAAUCGGGAAUGAUGCAAACUAAAUUCAGGUAUGCUCCAAAAUCCACCCUUGCAUUUUGAAUGUAAUAAAAAAAUUGAGGGGGGGGGGGGGGCUCAUCUCCAGGUUCGUUCAGGAGCUUUCUACUAUAACUUUUAUUUCUGCUCCUUCCACACCCAAAAAGACAGUACUGAUACCUUUUAAAAAGAAAAAAAAAAAAAAAAAAAUCAAAUAAUAAAAAAAAAACCACUUUUAAUUUUUAAAUUAAAAAAAAUCUUGGGGGGGGGGGGGGGGCUCAUCUCCAGGUUCGUUCAGGAGCUUUCUACUAUAACUUUUAUUUCUGCUCCUUCCACAACCAAAAAGACAGUACUGAUACCUUUUUAUCUACAAAAAAAGCACUGGAUGUUAAUUUAAUUAUUAAAAUGAUUUUCUACCAGCUUCCAAAAUAUGAUUCCUUUAGCCUUUAGUUUGUUAAAUUAGAUAUUUUGACUAUGUACAUCCCAUGGAUGAAACUAAGCUUGGUCCAAAGCUAUUACCUUGAAGGGCACCACAACUGGAAUGAAUUGAUGUUAUUGUAUAGCAGGGGCAGUGCCAAUGAUAUUGUCUGAAAGAAACACUGGUCAUAAUGAAUGGGCCAACAUGGGUCCCUACAGCUUUUCCUAACAUUACUCGAAUAGGUUAUAGAGGAAUAGUGGGCCUCUGUGCAUUUACUUUGCUGUUAAGAUGGCCCUGGCUCUACCUUAAGGUAACAUUUUUACGGACUGUCUGUAAAUUUACUCAUGGUAGGCAACCCUGGUGGAGAGGUUUUUAUAAUUAAUUAAAUCAAUUAUUCAUAAUAUUAUGAUGAGGUCCUAGAGCACCUAGGAGAGGUUGGAGUAGGGUGAGGGGAAAGAGAAAGGAUACAAAAGGCUGAAAAGUAAGUUAAAGGUAAUGAUGCCAUCAGUAGAGGGGAGUAGUGAGGUGGAAGAGUGUAGGUACAGCAGUCAGCAUCACAAAGAGAAAAAGUUUAAACUAAGAUUAGAUAUAAGUACAUGUGGUUAUUAAUAAUAUUAUGAAUCAAAUUUUUAAUGAAUGUUCUUAGAAAAUUUAAUCAUGUACAAAACUUCUAUAACACAUUUUAAAAAAUUAAUGACUUAUAAUAUCUAAUUAUUUAUACUUUGAAGUUGGUAGAAUGUAUCCAAGUCUUUGGUGGUGUAAGUUUAAAUUAUGUUAUAAAACGUAAUUAUUGUAAUUUAAAAUUUAAGGAUUUUCUUUGAAAAAUCAUAAAUUUAUUUAUUUUAAAUACCAGUAGUCUGAGAGUUUCCUGGUACUUGCUAUUAGUAGCAACAUUAUAUUUUCUUAUAGGAGAAAUAAAGUUACAUAUCAAAUUAUCAGCUUUAUUAGCAUAAUCGAUUUUCAUUACAUCAACAGAUAUAUCACGAUGUACUCCAAUAAACAAGAUGAAGAUGAUGAUUCAAAAUCGAACUUUAGCCUCCGUUCUGGCACAGAUUUGUUUGUCUCCCGAAGCAAAGAUGUGUUUGCUAGCUUAGGAGCCUUAGAAGAUAAACACUCUGCCUUUCUCAAAUCUAAAGUUUUGAGUCUAGAUCAGGCAGAGAUCAUGAAAGCUGAUCCUGAAGAUGAUGAUGAAUUAGAAAAACAGGCUAAAGAAAGGGAAAGAAGUAAUAGACCUAGGCAUAGACUAAGUGAGACAAAGAACUCAGAUUUCGUGUCUCGAAAUCAUAGUAGAUCCCUAGAGAGAAGUGACAUUGGUAAUGGAGAAGAUAGUUGUGUAGAAAAGGAUAACAUAUUUAGACGUCCCUACCGACCUCAAAGAAAAGGCUGUCAACCUAUUCCAGAUUUCAAGAAACAUCCAGAAAAAUACACCUGUUACUCCCUUGCUGAUAUCUCAGAGAAAGAUAUGUCUGAAAAAUCCAAUACAAUGACCGCCUUGGCCUUCUUAGAGGAGCGCAAGCAGCAGAGCCAAAAGGAAAUAAAUUCUCUCCGAUUACUUGAGGAAGAUCCUAAAUUUGAUGUCGGUAAUGCCGCCUGUUCACAGGGCAAAAUAACAUUUUCUAAGCCCAAACUAAUAAAAAAUCAUUCUAAUUCUAAUCAGCUAGUAAACACAAAUAGUUGUGAUGCAACCACACUCAAAGUUUCAUCUGAAACAACAGAUGAAGAUGUGGAUUCUGAGUCAGGAAAUGUUAAUAGAGAAAGUGAAACAGAACAGGUAGCCAGCACUUUUAAGUCUAGAAAAAAUGUCAGAAGGCACAUUAGAGCUAAAGAGGAUGGUGAGGAGUCAGAGUGAAGGAGGCACAUUAGAGCUAAAGAGGAUGGCGAGGACUCAGAAUGAUGGUUGAACUUGUGUACUAAAAAUAAUCUAGGGAUACUGUAAAAUGGAUUUAAAAAGUUACUGAAAUAAACAUGUGUGUGCAUGUUAACUACUAUUGAUGUAUAUAGCGUAAUGAUAUAAACCUUUCAGAAGAUCAUGUAGCCUGAGAUUGUGAACAAAAGAAGAUUAAGCUCCCAGAUAUCUAAACUGAUAUUUCACUGAUAUAUAUUUGUUAACUCUUCCAUAGCUGUUUUUGAUGAUGGGCAGGGGAGAUUACAUUUGAAGAAUGAUGAAAAACGCAAGACUGGUAUGUUAAAAAGUCUGAGUAGCGUCAUAAGAUAAGAUAAGAUUCUUUUAUUGAUCCAAAUAAAUGGAAAUGUUUUUUGAUUGCAUUAUAAAUUUUCAGCACAUAAAUAAAACAAUUCGAAGACAAGACAUUUAUGAUAAAUUAUCUCAAACAGCCAUUCAGUGAGUUCUCUUAGCUAAAUCGGAUACUUAUUAGUUCUCAUGAAGUGUGUGAUUUCAGAAGGAGCAUGCCGGUAAAUUCGUACAGAUUGGGGAACAAAAGAAUUUUUAUAUACCGAGUAUUUCAGUCCUCGCCGUGAUGGAAAGAAUUCAUCCCGAACGGCCUGAUCCUAAGUAUUUGUGAUAAAGAGGGUGGGAUGUACCUGGGGUAUCAUCCAAAAUGUGUUGAGUUUUACAAAAACAUCUUUCUUCAAAUAGUUCUUCAAGUGAAGGAUGUUUAGUUUGUGUUAUGUUCCUAGCUUUCUUGAUUAGUCGGUUUAUGCAGUGUUUAAUAUCAGACAGUGAAUUCCCACACCAGCAGGUCAUACUGAAAUUAAGGAGGCUUCCAAUUGUUGCACUGUAGAAUAAGUUAAUGAAUCGUUUACGCUGAAAUUGUACAGUUUUUUGAGGUAGAACAGUCUUUGGUUGGAUAUCUUAUACAGCAUUUAGCUGUGCUCAUGCCAUGUUAGCUUAUUAUUAAUGGUGACGCCUAAGUACUUGUAUGUCUCCACUUUCUCUACACUUUGAUUUUUUAUGUUGAGAUCUGUAAUCUGGUGUUCCCCACCCACUCUGGAAAUCAACAACCAUUUCCUUUGUUUUUGAGAUAUGCUGGAGAAAAUUUUCAUCGCACCAAUCGAUAAAGCUUGUAACUAAAUUGUGGUAUGGGCCUUCUCCUUCAGAUAUUAAGCCAACAAUGGUGGUAUCAUCAGCAAAUUUUAAGAUUGGAACGGUGUCGCUUGAGCUCUGAAUAUCAGUGGUAUAUAUUGUAUACAGUACAGGAGAGAGAACGCAGCCUUGUGGUGCCCCUGGGCUUAUUUCUCUGGUUAGAGAUGAUUGGUUAUUUACUUCGACAUAUUGUGGUCAUGUGAAUUAAAACAAAUUAAAAUUACUUAAAAUUAAAAUAAUGUCUCCAACUCCAUGCAGAGGGACACUACUUGUGUCUAUAUCAGUACAAAUGAUUGAGAAUGCUUUGUAAAUUGUACUACAUAUGGCUCAAUAAAAGUUUCUGGUUUCUGUAGUCUUACCUGACCAGUUUUAUCAAAGCUUGUAAUUAAAUCAGGCAACAGUGUUGUUCUAGAACUUUUUUUGUUGUAAGGUUAUAUUUAUCUUUUACAGAAAUGUAGAGCUAGUUAAUGUCUCUUACAAAGAUAUCUGAUACUUAUUAUAAUGGCACUAAUGAAUUUUAACUGUUGAAAUAACAGCACUGGGACACACAUUUCACUGCUGCAUGGAACUGAAGAUAUUUCUACAAAACAUGCAAUGAUUAAAAUAAAUAUUUUUUAAAUAUAAAUUGAUAAUGUGAGUAGGCCUAUUAUUAUAAUUAUUUUUCUAAUGGAAAAUUGCAUUUGUUGUUUUUACAUUCAACUUCAACCCCAAAUUAUGUGUUGCCCUGAACUCAGUAAGCUUUUACUUUAUUAUCAUUAAAAGAUUGAGUUAUGAUAUCUUACUGUUGACAUUUUUACUAUAUUUUGUAGUACCAGUAGGAUCCAAACUAAUAGUAACACCAAUCUGUGUUAAAAAUAUUAACAUUGAAUAAAACUGUUAAAAUU
Lymnaea stagnalis (great pond snail) is the source of this 5755-nucleotide messenger RNA. NCBI's taxonomy places the organism in Eukaryota, Metazoa, Mollusca, Gastropoda, Lymnaeidae. The record is from the annotation of a GenBank genome assembly.